AUGGAUACCACAUUCAUCACCAUUCACGACCUCUCGCAAGAUGCGAAAAUCUUGUAUUCGUCCGACUCUAUAGUCGACAUCCUAGGCCACACUCCCGAUGAGGUGGUCAACAAGUCUUGUUGGGACUUCUUCCAUCCCGAAGAGCUCCCUUUGGCUCGCAAGCUGCACAGUCGAGGGGUAGACCUCGACAAGGCCGCUGUGCUAGCCUACUGCCGCAUUCAGAACCGCCAGGGAGAGUGGGUCGGAUGCGAGUGCUGCUUCUCGGUCGUCUACGAUGUCAUGGUCGUCUGCACCUCCAUCUAUCGUCGUGGCGAGAGUAGCCAAAAGCGAGCGGUGGAAGCACCACUCGUACGGCGUCUCUUUUCGUCCUCGCCCAAGGACCCUCGAUACCACAUGUUGUCUCAUCUGUCCAGCAAGUUCAGCUUGGGUCCUCAGGAACAGACUCACGAGCCCCGUGCGGCACUCUUCCUCAAUCGCUUCACUCGCACCCUGACCGUCAUGUAUGCUACUAGUGGGAUUGAGCAAAUCAUCGGCAUUCCCAGCGAGGAAAUGAAAGGUCGCAGCUUCUACUUCUGCAUCCAGGAGAAUUGCCUGGAGGAUGCCAUUAGAUGUUUGGAGUCGGCUAAAGGCAACGACUCCAUCGCUUACCUUCGCUUCUGGUUCCGUGAUCCCCGCCAGGACGACCGCCACCACUCCAUCGCAACCAAUGAAAGCGAGGACGAUGCUGAGAUGACGGAUGUGACCACCUCUGACGACGAAGAUGACAAUGGAACUGGCACUGGUAUCGGCGGAUCCACCUCCACCACAUCACACAGCAUUGAUACCCAUGAGGAACGUCCUCAUAACGACUCCCGCGCCAACUUGGGCUCCAGCUCCAGCCCCGCUGACUCCACCGAAGCCAUCUUCGGCGAGUCUAGCAACCCACACUCGAUCGACUCUUCAGUCGGCUCCCCCGGCGGCUCCAGCGUAUCCCGCAACGACCCCAUCGAGCUCGAAGCAGUCGUAUCCUGCACCUCGGACGGUCUCGUCGUAUGCUUGCGUCGUGCCCGUCCCAUAAUGCCGUACAACGCAGGCCAGAUCCCUGCCGCAGCCGGCCAACUCCAAGUGCCUCGGCGUGGCAUGUUUGCCGCGCCUUGGGCUCCAGAGCCUGUGUUCCUCCCGCCGCUCCCGGCUGCUCCACCAUUCCCGCUCGGUGCUCAGCAUCCAGCUAUGAUGAACGCGCCAUGGCAACAACCGCAGGUUGGUCCAAGCCAGAUGGACUUCAUGAACUCGAUCCGCGACGUUGCGGUCUUCGCAUGGGCCCUCACUGGCAUCAACGGCAGCCUUGCAGAAUACUCUCGAGGCAAACCCGUCGGUGACAGCCAGCCGCCCGAGGGCUUCCCUAUCUGGCAGCCUGAAGGGGGUUUUGGCCAUGACGGCGCCGGCAUGCUCCCUGCGACGCCGUCGGGAUACCAGUCUGGCAGCGGCAGCGGUGGGAGUGUCUCCGGCACUGCGCAGAAGGAUCCCUUUGGCGAUCCCGGACUCAGUGGAAACGGCGGCCAGGGGCGGAACCCAUACCAGUGAUCUCUGCGACGUUGAGAAAUCGAUGUCGGCCAGGUCACCACACAACACUAUCUCGCUUCGGUGACACGAAGCACACACCAUUUUUCGGAGUAUAUGAGGCAUGAGGCAUGAAGAUAUAAGGUAUCUUACGGGUGGAUUACUGAGUUGAGCGGGUGGCAGAUGGCAUGUCUGGUUCAGAUUCGAGCCACUUUACGCACAAGCGGUGGAUCUUUCGUUUACGGUUUUGGGGAUGUGGGGAGUAUAUAUAUUAAUAUUAAGACGCACGGCUUUGUACCGAGUCACCU
This is a messenger RNA of Mytilinidion resinicola, 1847 nucleotides long. RefSeq lists its product as uncharacterized. The record is from RefSeq and is a predicted model, not a curated record. The coding region runs from base 1 to 1563 and encodes 520 amino acids. The transcript is spliced from 3 exons. Gene Ontology annotation, molecular function: protein binding. Lineage: Eukaryota; Fungi; Ascomycota; Dothideomycetes; Mytilinidiales; Mytilinidiaceae.